CCGGGCCAUGGCCAGGCUUCCGAGCCACGCUGCUCCGGGGAGAGCCCCUCUCUGCCUCUGAGCGCCCGCCACCUCCGCAACCCGGCCGCGUCCGGGAUCUCCCAGCCCCUGUCCGGUCUUCUGUCCGUCUGUCGGUCUGUCCUGGCUCGGAUGGACCCGCCGAGGCUGCCCGGGCGUCCAGGGGUCCCGCUUCCCGAGUUAGUCCUGCUCUUUGUCUACGCAGACAAUUGCCUUGCUCAGUGUGGCAAAGACUGCAGAUCUUAUUGCUGUGAUGGAACCACACCCUACUGUUGCUCCUACUACGCCUAUAUUGGGAAUAUUCUCUCGGGCACUGCGAUCGCUGGCAUUGUGUUCGGAAUCGUGUUUAUCAUGGGGGUCAUUGCCGGGGUCGCCAUCUGCGUCUGCAUGUGCUUGAAGAACAACCGAGGGACCCGGGUGGGCGUCAUCCGAGCCACACACAUCAAUGCCAUCUCCUCCUACCCUGUGGCACCACCGCCCUACACUCACGACCAGGAGAUGGAGUAUCGUGCGGACUUGCCUCCUCCAUAUUCCCCAACACCACAGGCUUCGGCACAGCGCUCGCCACCCCCUCCUUACCCUGGAAGUUCAAGGAAGUAACCCUUCUCUCACAACAGAAUAAGGGCCAGCCAGUGAUCUUGCCCAGAGUAAAAUGUUUCUACUCAGAAACAGGCAAGAAAGGAUUGUUCUAGGAAUACUUUUGGGGCCAGAUGUGGACCACCCAUGCUGAAGGAUGCAGGAUUGCUACCCUGCUCAGAGCUAACCCCGCGUGGAGAAUUAUGGAACUGCAUUUUAAGACAUCUCCCGGAUCCACGUAAGCACAUUCAGGAAAAAGUAGUAAGAUUGACAGGACACCUGACAGUCAUGCUAAGCACUAGGUGAAGGAUAUUCCAGUACUGAUGAAGGCAAGAGAAUAAUGGCCUGGUCUACAAAGAAACAGCUUUAUUCUAUGCAGUUUUAAAAGUCAAAACUAGAGUUUUCCUUUCUUUCAUUCAUCAAUAAAUGUAUAUUGAGUGCCUGAGAGCUUUCUAUUUGCCUGGCACGGUUUGAGGCACUGGAUGGAAAUUACCAGGAGGGUAGUUUGGUUUUAGUAUAGGCAUACCUCAUUCUAAUGCACUUUACUAUAGUGUAGUUUGUGGAUCCUCUGCGUCUUACAAACUGAAGGUUUGUGGCAACCUUGCAACAAGCAGCCCCAUUUUCCCAUCGGCGUGUGCCCAAAUGCAUCUUCUAUUUCACAUUUUUGCAAUUUUUCACUAGUAUUUUAUCCGUUAAGAUGUCUAUCGUCAGUAACCUUUGGUAUCACUGUACCACGAACCAUGCCCAUAUAAUAAAUUGAUAAAUAUCGUGUAAGUUCUAACUGCUUCACCAACCAUUCCUCAUCUCUUUCCCUCUCCUUGGGCUUCCCUAUUACCCAAGACACAACAAUAUUGGAAUUAGACCAAUUAAUUAAGUGUUCAAGUUGACAGGAGUUACACAUCUGUCGCACACGGCUAGAAAUGAGUACGCCAAGUGAGAAGAGCACGUAGAAGGCUGAGAUGGACUAAAAGCUAGGCCUUUGUGCCACAAACGAAAAGUUCUUCACUGAAGAAAAUACAUGGUACUCCAGUGAACAUCUGAAUGAUAAGAAAGAAAAUAGCUUUAUUGCUAGCGUGGAGAAAGUUUUAGUGGUCUGGAUGGAAAAUCAAACCAACCACAUUUUCUCAAGCCAAAUCCUUGCCCCAAGCAAAGCUCUGGCUUUCUUUGGUUCAGUGAAGGCUGAGAGAGGAGCAGACGCUGCAGAAGAAAAGUUGGAAACUAACAGAGCUUGGUCUGUGGGGCUUAGGGACAGAAGCCUUUUCUUUCCAUCGCACAAAAGUGCAAGUGAAGCAGCAACUGCUGAUGUAGAAGAAGCUGCAGCAAGUCACAGAGAAGAUCAUAGAAUAGUUACACUGAGCAAUAAAUUUUCAGUGUAGUUGAAACUGCUUUAUAUGGGAAGAAGAUGCCACCCAAGACUUCUAUAGUGAGACAAUGUCUAGUUUCAAAGCUUCAAAGGAAAAGCGGAUUCUCUUGUUGGGGCUGUUGCAGGUGGUGACUAAGCUGAAGCCAGUUCUCAUUUAUCAUUUCUCAAACCCUAAAGCCCUUGGGAAUUAUACUAGUUGCACUCUCUGCGGCCUAACAAGAAAGCCUGUUUACAGCAUGGUUUAUUGAGGAAGUUAAGCUGCUGAAACUUACCACUCAGGAAAAAUGAUGCCUAUCAAAACUUACUGCUCAUUGACAAUGCAUCUCAUUACCGGAGAGCUUUGAUGGAGAUAUACAAGAAGAUUAACGUUGUAUUCAUGCCUGCUAUACAAAAUCCUUUCAGUGCCUUAUGGAUCAAGGAGUAAUUUCUUCUUUUACAUCUUAUUUAAUAAAUACCUUUCAUGAGGCUGUAGCUGCCAUAGAAAGUGAUGCUUCUGAUGGAGCAGGGAAAAGUAAAUAGAAAGCCUUCUGGAAAUUAUUCAUCAUUCUAAACGACAUCAUAAUGAUUCAUGAUUCAGGGAAGGAGGUCAAAAUAUCACCGUUCAUAAGUUUGCAAGAAGCCAAUGCCAAACCUCAUGGAUAAUUUUGACAAGUCCCGAUUUUAUUAGAGGAAGUGAGUGCGAAUGUGGUGUACGUAGCAAGAGAACUGGAUGAGAAGUGCAGCCUGAAGACACCACUGGAUUGCUGCCAUGGCUGACAAAGCAUCCACAGGUUCGGGGCUGCUUCUGGCAGAUGAGAGAAAUGGCUUCCUGCCGUGGACUCUCCUUCUAGUGAAGACGCUGUGAAUGUUGUAAUGUCAACAAAACACUGGAAGUAUGACAUUUACUGGACAAAUCAGCAGCACGGUCUGAGAGAAUUCACUCCAAUUUUGAAAGAUUUUUUACUGUGGAUAGAAUGCUGUCAGCAUUGUAUGUUUUGGAGAAACACGAAGGAAAGUCCAUCCAUGCAGCAAAUUUCAUUGUUAUCUUAUUUUAAGAAAUUGCCACAGCCUCCACAGUCCUCAGCAACCACCACUCUAAUCAGUGUGCAGCCAUCAAUAUGGAGUUAAAUGCUUCCACCAGAGAAAGGAUUAUGACCCACUAAAGCCCCAGAUGCUCAUUAGCACUUUUCAGCAGUAAAGCAUGUCAAUUAAGAUAUAUACAUUGAUUUUUUUAAACAUAACACUAUUAUCCACUAAAUAGUAUAGUGUGAAUAUAGGUUUAAUAUGCACUGGGAAACUAAAAAAUUUUGAAUGACUCACUUUAUUGGGAUGUUUGCUUUAUUGUGGUGGUCUGCAACUGAAAUUGUCAUAUCUCCAAGGUAUGCCUAUAGGAAAAGGAGUUGUUGGAGCUUUCUUAUUGACUAGAUUGCUUUGUGAAGCUCCCGGUUAACAAAACUUCAAACAAAAUCUUGACAUCUCAUAAAGCAAUGCUCUAGAAGAGAUACAUAAAUUAAAUGGUAGAUGGGUCCACUGGGCCUCAAAAAUUCCACUCAAAUGUUUAGGUAGUGUAAAUUUCUGUAUCUCUGGCAGUAAAAACAAAAAUUGAAUGUUGUUUACUUAAUUUCAGAGUUAAAUUAGGAUCAAAGAGACUCAACAGUUGCUAGAAGCCAAGAGCUCUUCAAUGCCAACUACCGCUGCCUAAAUGCUGGCCUUAGUCAGGGGAUUUUCAUGGUUAUCCCAACUGUAGGGAGAAACUGAAAGAAGUUUUUCAGGCAAUGAAUACUUCAAGGGUAAGAUAAGAAGCUAAAUAUUCCAAUGGAUUUUAUAUUAGGUAGCAAAUAUCUCAGAACUUGAUCACAAAAAUAUACAACAGGUUUACAAAAAGAAAAGGAAAAAAUAAAAUUGGAUUCCAUUCACAUAUAACUGAGCCAUAAUGUUGUUCUGGUUUUAUAAAAUUUUGAUAGUUGGUUCUCUUGAAAAAGUUUCACAGUUGAUAAAAAUAAUAAGAUACUGCAAUCAAUGAUAAGAUACUGGGCAUCAAUGGUUGCAAGACUUACGAAGUGCCUACCUUUGGAUGUAAAAGCAUUUAAUAAAUAAUUCCCAUGUGGCAUAUUUUGCUGAAAAAGACCUUAACAUAUAUUUGUGUAUUUAAAAACUGUAUGCUGGACAUUGGAAAUAGAUGAUCAGGCAUUUUUGUCACUUUGCCAUUAAACUUAAAAUGUUUAAUGUCAUCAUAAUUUAAUGAAAUCCAAAAAUUAGAAGAAUUUUGCUGAAUAAAACAAUCAAAGGGAAUAUCCCAAACUAUAAGUUACAGUAUCUGUACUUAUAAUUUAGAAACUUAGUAUAAGUAGUUUGUUUUACUUUUACAUGCCACCCUAGAAUACAUUGAUCUGACUGAAGACAGUCUAAUUCUGAGUGAGUUCUAAAGGCUAGAUUUAUUCUGAAUGGCUUGUUUGAUUUUUAGAUAUUGACAGUGUUCUUAUGAAGAUGCAAAGUAUUCAAAAGUUCAUGCCUGUUCUAGGAAAAGCCUCCGUAACUCACAUAAACUAUUUAGCACCUAGGAGUAUAUAUGCUUUAUUUCUUUUCUGCAAGUGUGAUCAGACCCAGUUUCACUGCAGCUGAUGUGCCUCUGAUUUUGAGAAUGUUGACUGCAAGUACACUAUGUAUUCCUUAAGAAAAAUGGGGAGAGAAGACCAUCAGAAAGUUGAAUUCUCAUCAUCUUCACCUCCAGUAAACACUCAUUGUGAACCUUUUAUAUUCUGUAAUUACCCACAGAGGAGCCAUUUGAGUCCACAGCAUAUCUCUUCUUUGUGUUAAGACCUCUCCUAAUGCAUACCACAAACCAAUAUUCCUACAAUAGAUGAGUAUUUUUACUAUUUGUAUUUAGUGACACAAAAGCAUAACUAUGCACAUUAUAGAUUUUUUAAGUUCACUGAUCAUUUUCAUAGAUGCAUUUUGUGGAAAAUAAUAUAUGAUGUGAAAGCUUUCAAUUGGGUUAUUUAUGAACUAACAUAUUUUCU
Messenger RNA from Fukomys damarensis (Damara mole-rat), 4956 nucleotides. RefSeq names its product cysteine and tyrosine rich 1 (gene Cyyr1). The record is from RefSeq and is a predicted model, not a curated record. The transcript has 4 exons. Bases 151 to 618 code for a protein of 155 amino acids. Lineage: Eukaryota; Metazoa; Chordata; Mammalia; Rodentia; Bathyergidae.